AUGUCUUUUGGUGACGAAGAAGACAGAAAAGUUUCUUUUUCUGGUGGAGAAUCGAAUAUCCACCCGAAGAAGAAACUUAACCAUAUCGCCAUGGAGGGAUCCAGCCACAUUGCCCGCAUGGUGCAGGAUGAAUUCGCUUAUGGCACCACUGUGACGAAGUUUAUAAGGAAAGAUGGUGUCAAGGCGAAGGACCUGCAACGUGGCUUAACCAGCUAUUCAGGUGCAUUUGAAACGAGAAGCCGUCUGUCCGACGUUGUAGUUGAUACAGAUAUGAAAACCAACAGCGUUGAUGGUGGAUGGGGAUGGGCGGUCACAUUCUCAUCGUUCAUGACCAACGUUUUGAUCGAUGGAGUGUGUGUUACAUUCGGAAUCUUUUUCCCGGAAUUCCUCAGAUAUUUUGGAGAAAGUAAAGCGAAGACACAGAUGCUAAACUCUAUAAUGGUCGGAACAUCAUUACUUAUUGGUCCGUUCGUUAGCGCAUUGGUGAACAGGUAUGGCUGUCGCUCGGUAUCUAGGUGUGGAACAGUAAUCGCCAGCAUCGGUAUAUUCCUUUCUUCAUUUUCACCAAACCUGGACGUGAUGAUAAUCUUUUACGGCAUUCUUGGAGGUGUUGGCUUUGGCUUCCUCUAUGUUCCACCAAUAGUGAUAAUUGGUGAAUAUUUCGACAAACGAAGAGCAUUAGCAACUGGGAUUGCCGUUUGUGGAGCUGGACUCGGAGGAUUCGUAUUUGCACCUGUGAACGAAUUUCUUUUGGAAAAAUAUGCUUGGAGAGGGACCAUGUGGAUUAUGUCUGCGAUAACUCUAAACAGUGCUGUGUUUUCUGCAACAUUCAAACCGAUGAAAGUUGGAUUUGAUCCGAAUACUAAAAAAAUCCAAAACGUUCUAACUGAUAACGACCAGCAAAGUAGUUUAAACAAAAGUAAUUCUUAUCUGUGUUGCGGUGACCACAACUGUUUACCAACCAAAGAGAUGUUUGACUUUUCACUUCUUAAAAGUCCAACCAUGUUGAUGUAUGGAUCGUCAUGUAUACUUGUCAUGUUCGGUUUUUUCAUACCAUAUAAUUUCUUGCCGGCAUGGGCUACAGAUGUCAAUCUGUCCAGUGAAGAGGGAGUACUGCUAAUUGUAUUAAUGAGUGCAUCUAGCACUGUUUCGCGAGUUGUGAUUGGCUACGUGACGGACAAAUAUUGGGCCAAUACUUUGAUUAUAAAUAGCGCCGCCUUGCUGAUUGGUGGGUUAUCAACAUUCUUUGUGCCAUUCUACACCAGCUUUGCUAUCUUAGCCAUCUACGCGAUAGUGUUUGGAAUCGUAACUGCGACCUUUAUAUGCUUGCGGAGUGUACUGAUGGCAGAACUGUUGGGAGUACAUCGACUUACUAGUUCCUUCGGACUAGUUGGAUUGAGUAUGGGAUUGUCCACAUUUCUUGGAGCGCCCAUAGCAGGAGCACUGUCUGAUUUAAGUGGCAAUUACAACAUAACUUUUUACUUUGGUGGCGUCACUCUGGGACUGGGAGGCUUAAUUUGUCUUCCACUCAGACGGAUUUCGGACUUGGAAAAAAUCUUCACCCUCUGCUGGGGAGAGAUGGCUUGUUGGGAUUACCUUGUAUCUGGUCCCCAGGGAGUCCCCGACUCAGCCAUGACAGCAUCGUCUUAUCAUCCCUAUACUGAAUGGCAUCACAAGCCAGUCUGUGGUCGCCUGCACAUGUACCACGAGUGGUCGUCGAGCGGAUGUCCAGCCCCAAAUAUAGGGGCCUGGUGUAGUGAAAAAAACGAUCCAAACCCACAUAUCCAGGUUAAAUUUUCUGGUCUCAAAAAGGUGGUUGGAAUAGUGAUUCAACAACGACAAUAUCCAUCUGUUGUGGGAAACGAUAUCCGCACCUAUCACGUUUUGUACAGUACCGAUGGUGAGAACUGGGAGUACGUGAAGUCAGAUGGUGUUACACAGACGUUUGACGGUCCAACAGACGCUGAAGAUAUAUUACAGUUCGGAACAAUCACUCCAUCAGUAAUAGCUCGGUACAUCCGUAUAAGACCCAUCACAUGGUCAGUCCAAUCAGCUGUACCAUGUCUCAGAUUUGAUGUUAUCGGAUGUAAUCAAGGUCAUAUAGACAUGACAACUGACGAGCUAACCGGGCUGAUGUACAAGGUGAUCACUCGAAAUUACAAUAAGGAAGAUGCCAUGGCAGCUUGUAAUGACCUCGGAAUGAUGCUACUAGUGGUCAACUCCGAAAGCAAACUCGACCUUGUACGGCGUGUUAAGUCGUCAAGUCUGAUCCUAGGACAGGAACCAAUCAUAGUGAAUGGAGGAAAAUUUUCUUAUCUCGGAAUGACAAAAUGGUGGGACGGCGAAGACCAACCGCAACCUCUGAAAGAAGAGCUCUUUGAGUUGGACAAUACGCAAAUUGGUCUUUGUGUAGUCUACGAGGGUGGAAACAAACUUCGAAGGUACAAUUGUAACUCAGAACUCUUCUCGAUCUGUGAAAAACGACUUAGAUAG
This is a messenger RNA of Ylistrum balloti, 2493 nucleotides long. RefSeq lists its product as uncharacterized. Gene Ontology annotation, biological process: transmembrane transport; monocarboxylic acid transport. The transcript has 12 exons. The record is from RefSeq and is a predicted model, not a curated record. Gene Ontology annotation, molecular function: monocarboxylic acid transmembrane transporter activity. The coding region runs from base 1 to 2493 and encodes 830 amino acids. Lineage: Eukaryota; Metazoa; Mollusca; Bivalvia; Pectinida; Pectinidae.